UAGGGUUUGAACUGAGCAUUAAGUGAAUGAUAUAUGCUCCCGCUCCAGUACCGCUAUUUCCCUCCGAUUUUUUCUAGUUGUUAGAAAAGCGAAGAGGGAUAAUUUGUUCAUUCAUUAGUCCCUACACUUUACAUCCACGUUAAUGUUUUUGAAGUCUGACUGAAACUUACCUUUCGUUUGGCUUGCAAAGGAAAAGAAAGAAAAUAAAAAAUCGAAGCACCCUCUCAACUUCCAGUGUUUUUCUUUUUAACUUUUCUGAGUUCAGAGCAGCUAUGGACUGCAGAAGCUCUAUUUUUGAAAUUGCUUCAUUUACAACUCUAAUGCGGACUUUAGGUGAAGAAAUUGGAUAUUUAAUCCCUUAAGUCUUUGGCAAAAAAAGCAGGCAGUUCUUAUUUUCAACGGAAAACUGUGGGCACAAAUCGACAAAACUAAAGCUUAGUUAAUGAACUGCAGCAGUGGUUCAUGCUGGGAAUGGCGAUGGCGUCCAGCCAUUGUCCAAGAUUGCCAUCCAUAAAGCAGUCUAUGCACUUCAUGAAAAUGCUUCUGUUAAAGCACACCCGCUUGUUCUUGGGACGAAGGGGGGAGAUUCUGAUUGGGUAACUGUAGAAAUUGAAUGUCCGAAACCUUCUGAGGAUGAUUGGAUUGCUGUCUUCUCUCCAGCAAAUUUCAGCUCGUCUAUCUGUCAACCAAGUGAUGAUAUGGAACAGUUUCCUCGUAUAUGUUCAGCCCCAAUAAAGUACAAAUAUGCCAAUGAUUCCGAUGCUGAUUACAAAAAGACUGGCAAAUCUUCAUUAAAGUUCCAAUUGAUCAAUCAACGGGAAGAUUUUUCGUUUGCAUUAUUUUCUGGCGGGUUAUCCGAUCCAAAACUGGUGGCUGUUUCAAAUGUUAUAAGUUUUGCUAACCCAAAGGCACCACUUUAUCCACGGCUUUCACAAGGGAAAUCUUGGAAUGAAAUGACAGUGACUUGGACUAGUGGCUAUAAUGUUAUCGAAGCUGUACCUUUCGUUGAGUGGGGUAUGAAAGGAGAAUCCCAAACUCGAUCUCCUGCAGGAACAUUGACAUUUCAUCAAAAUGAUAUGUGUGCUCCACCAGCCCGAACAGUUGGUUGGCGCGAUCCUGGUUUCAUUCAUACAAGUUUCCUAAAGGAUUUGUGGCCAAGCUCUGUGUACACUUAUAAGCUUGGCCAUAAGUUGGUAGAUGGUUCUUAUGUCUGGAGCAAGAGCUACUCUUUCAAAUCUUCACCAUAUCCAGGGCAGGAUUCGUUACAGCGAGUUGUAAUAUUUGGAGAUAUGGGAAAGGCCGAACGAGAUGGUUCAAACGAAUACAGUAAUUAUCAGCCAGGAUCACUUAACACCACGGAUCAACUAAUCAAGGACUUGAAAAACAUUGACAUAGUUUUUCAUAUAGGGGACAUUACAUAUGCAAAUGGGUAUAUCUCACAGUGGGACCAGUUCACAUCACAGGUUGAGCGCAUUGCAUCAACUGUGCCAUAUAUGAUUGCAAGCGGCAAUCAUGAACGCGAUGCUCCCAACUCUGGGUCGUUCUACGACGGAAACGAUUCUGGUGGUGAAUGUGGUGUCAUAGCUGAGACCAUGUUUUAUGUUCCUGCUGAGAACAGAGCUAAGUUUUGGUAUUCAACAGACUAUGGCAUGUUCCAUUUCUGUAUAGCUGACAGUGAACAUGAUUGGAGGGAAGGUUCUGAGCAGUACAAGUUCAUAGAGAAGUGCCUAGCGUCGGCAGACCGGAGAAAGCAGCCCUGGUUGAUAUUUGUUGCUCAUCGUGUUCUUGGUUAUUCCUCAAGUUAUUGGAAAGAUGCCUCAUUUGGAGAGCCCAUGGGAAGGGAAAGCUUGCAAGGACUUUGGCAGAAGUACAAAGUCGACAUUGCAUUUUUUGGACAUAUCCAUAACUAUGAAAGAACUUGCCCGGUUUACCAGGGGCAGUGCAUGCAUGUGGGAAAAUCACACUAUUCAGGUACUGUAAAUGGAACGAUUCACGUAGUGGUUGGUGGGGGAGGGAGCCAUUUAUCAGCGUUUGGUCCUACCCAGACUUCAUGGAGUCUAUACAAAGAUUCAGAUUUUGGUUUCGUGAAGUUGACUGCAUACAAUCAUUCAUCUCUCCUCUUUGAAUACAAGAAAAGCAGUGAUGGAAAUGUGUAUGAUUCUUUCACCAUUUCCAGGGACUACCGAGAUGUCUUGGCCUGUGUUCAUGAUGGCUGCGAACCAACCACUUUGGGUUCUUGAAACCACCCACUGUAGAGGUGUAUAUGGAUCCGAUCGGGUCGGAUGGUAACUUUGAAUUUUUUUUGCCUAAAGCUCGGUCCAGGUUAAGGCUAGGUCAGCCCUCUAUCCCGGAUGAUGACUAUAAACAAUAUAUUCUCAAAUUUAUUAAUACAUCAAAUCAAUUUAAUAUAAGUAUGUAACUUUGGUUGUAAUCAAAUGUACACAUAAAUUUUCAUUUUUUAGUUAAUUACAUACAUUUAAAUAAAUAAA
Molecule: messenger RNA, 2489 nt
Organism: Gossypium raimondii (Peruvian cotton)
Lineage: Eukaryota; Viridiplantae; Streptophyta; Magnoliopsida; Malvales; Malvaceae
Product: probable inactive purple acid phosphatase 27
Exons: 14
Coding region: 699-2240 (513 amino acids)
Molecular function (GO): acid phosphatase activity; metal ion binding
Source: RefSeq, a predicted model, not a curated record